CCCAGCCUUCUUUUCUCCACUCUCUGUCUCUCUCUCUCUCCCUCUCUCUCAGCCCCUCGGCUCGCUCGGCCGCCUUCUCUCCAAGCGGCGUCGCGGCGACGACAGGGGAGUGACGCCGCCCUUGCCAGUUCUUCGUCGGAGGCUUCGCCGACCGACAAGGACACGUCUCAGCGAUGGGUGACUACACAAUCCAGAUCAGCACCAAGCUCAUCGACCAGCUUGCUCGCGACGAUGAGAAGGUCAAACGGAAAUCCAGGAAGCCCAGGCCUAAGAAGAAGACCACCGUGCAACAGCAUGAAGAACCCCAGGACAUCACACCGAAGGAAUUCCCGAGCGAGCCCAAGACUGCCCCUGACCCUGUUCCUGCUCCUGGGUGGCCUGUGCAGCCUCCCCCAGUGUUUCUGCCAGUUACCCCUGCUCCCCCACCACUCCCAGUUGCAAUGCUGGAGGUGGAAGCCAUCUGUUCCAUUCUUAAAGAAAGCGAGGCGGUUCUGGAGAAGCUGGGCAAGCAGGAGACUGGGGCACGCCAAGAGCUCAGCAAGAGAGCAAAGGAGCUGCACGAUAAGGAGUUCAAGCUGCCGUACCAGAACCCCAUGCCCUGCACUGAGGAGAGAGCAGGCUGCCUUGAGUGUUACAAGAGCAAUGCAAAGGACCCGCUCAAGUGCGCUGAAGCAGUCAGGAGAUUUGAGGCAUGCGCUCUCAUGGCCAUGAAGAGUGCCACUGCCAAAGCCGAUUAGUCAGUAGCCCAUGAAGAUUUGUGGGUCAGGGUGACCUGAUAUUCUGUUCUCCCUUGUCGUUUCCAUUUUUGAGGUGAUCAAAUAACCUGGAUUUUUCAUGGGAACCAAAAAAACAUCAUUGUAGAUUUCUAAUUGCACUGCACUGGGCUAGGUAAGGCUGGAUAGCCUUGAGUUUAGAACUUCCGUAUUACACAUGUUUGGCACAAUUGGAAUAUCAGUUGCUGCUGCGAAGUUUUUUGUCUGAAUGAGAUGUCAUGAGUGAGAUCAGUAUCCACUGGCUGAACUACUUAUUGUUGCAUUGUAUAUGGUAUCAUGAUCGGCCUAUUGUCAGUCAUACACUUUUACUUGUGCCUCUGUAUACCUCUUUUCCAUUUUCUUUGAAUGACACAGUUUAGCAGCA
This is a messenger RNA of Panicum virgatum (switchgrass), 1137 nucleotides long. RefSeq lists its product as uncharacterized. The coding region runs from base 174 to 737 and encodes 187 amino acids. The transcript has 2 exons. The record is from RefSeq and is a predicted model, not a curated record. Lineage: Eukaryota; Viridiplantae; Streptophyta; Magnoliopsida; Poales; Poaceae.